ACUCUUAAGGUUUGGAUUCAGGUUUUAAGUAAGAGAAAGUUUAGGUUGUUUAAUUUGGUAUUAGGGGACCCUCUUAUCACAUGAAUUCCUCCACUCCUUCCACUUCAAGUUCACUACUUUUUCCUCACCCUUCUCUAUCACUUGCAAGCUUGCAACAUCACUUCCGGAUAAAAAAGUAAAUCCCAAUUUUAUCCUCCCACAAAAUGGCUUUAUUCUCCCUAACGUCGUCGUUUCACACCCCUCACCUCCCCAAACUCCGCCACUCACCUCCACCUCACCGCCUUCUCAGAGUACAAAUCAGGUGUUCCACUCCCACAUCGUCCGCCAUGCCAACCACCGCAUCAUCCACCGUUCAAUUCGAUCUGCGCACAUAUUGGACGGCUCUGAUUGAAGAGAUCAAUCAGAAGCUUGAUGAAUCAAUCCCAAUUUCUUACCCUGAAAGAAUAUACGAAGCUAUGCGAUACACAGCCCUCGAUAAAGUCGCCAAGAGGGCCCCACCUGUUAUGUGCAUCACUGCCUGUGAGCUUUUCGGCGGUCACCGCUCUGCUGCCUUUCCAACUGCUUGUGCCCUUGAAAUGGUUCAUGCUGCUUCACUAAUCCAUGAUGACCUACCAUGCAUGGACAAUGACCAAGUAAGACGAGGUCAUGCAGCUAACCACGUUGUCUAUGGGGAAGACAUGGCAAUUCUUGCAGGAGAUGCACUUUUUCCUCUUGGCUUCAGCCACAUUGUCUCACAUACCCCGCGUGAACUUGUCCCCGAGACACGAGUUCUACAGGUCAUUGCCGAGAUAGCCCGAACUGUGGGAUCCACAGGUAUGGUUGCAGGCCAAUUUUUGGAUCUUGAAGGUGGGCCAAAUGGUGUGGACUUCAUCCAAGCAAAAAAGUUUGGGGAGCUUGCUGAGUGUUCAGCUGUGUGUGGAGGCAUCUUGGCUGGUGCCAAUGAUGAUGAGAUCCAACGGCUCAGAAGAUAUGGUAAAGCUGUCGGUAUUCUGUAUCAAGUGGUGGAUGAUAUUUUAAAAGAGAGAGCAAAGACUGAAAAGAGUGAAGGGGGGACGAAACGUAGAGGGAAAAACUAUGUGAGUGUUUAUGGGUUGGACAAGGCUAAAGAAGUAGCUGAGGAUUUGCGUUCUCAAGCAAAGAAAGAGUUGGAUGGUUUUGAAAAUUAUGGAGACAAGGUUAUUCCACUUUACAGCUUUGUGGACUAUGCUGCAGACAGAGGGUUUAGUGUCGGUGGGUGAGAUAUACGAUUAGGUAUGUUUUGCUUCUGCUCAACCUUAAGUAGGCCUAUCAAUUCCGAAAAUGGCUUUACUUUUCCAUCUAUUUUGUAAAUUAGGAGGUAUGCAAUUGUAUAAUAUGUAAGUAGAGGUUGCAAAUGGAAGAAAUUUUACUACACGAGUGAAUGUUUGUAGUGAAGCUAGAUGAUACCUCUUGCAAGUAAAGUAAAUGGGGAUCUGUAAUUGGAUAUGGAGUUUUUAUUUAGCCCCUUCUCAAGCUGAGGAUUUUGUACUUUUUGCUAUGCUAAAGAACUUGAUCCCGCAGGAAUUGUCUGCGGGUAGCAUAUUUGGGCUGUUUUGAAGACCUUAUUGUUCUUUUGAUAA
This is a messenger RNA of Chenopodium quinoa (quinoa), 1598 nucleotides long. RefSeq names its product heterodimeric geranylgeranyl pyrophosphate synthase small subunit, chloroplastic-like. Gene Ontology annotation, biological process: isoprenoid biosynthetic process. The coding region runs from base 204 to 1238 and encodes 344 amino acids. Gene Ontology annotation, molecular function: prenyltransferase activity. The transcript has 2 exons. NCBI's taxonomy places the organism in Eukaryota, Viridiplantae, Streptophyta, Magnoliopsida, Caryophyllales, Amaranthaceae. The record is from RefSeq and is a predicted model, not a curated record.